Molecule: messenger RNA, 8262 nt
Organism: Physeter macrocephalus (sperm whale)
Lineage: Eukaryota; Metazoa; Chordata; Mammalia; Artiodactyla; Physeteridae
Gene: PLXNB1
Product: plexin B1
Exons: 33
Coding region: 774-7466 (2230 amino acids)
Biological process (GO): semaphorin-plexin signaling pathway involved in axon guidance; regulation of cell migration
Cellular component (GO): semaphorin receptor complex; plasma membrane
Molecular function (GO): semaphorin receptor activity; protein binding
Source: RefSeq, a predicted model, not a curated record
UGUAUGUCUUGGGUGGAUGGGUGCAUGUGAUGUGCCUGUGUGGAGUGCAUGUUUCUUUGUGUAAAGAGUUUGUCUCUGUGGACGUGUCUUUGUGCAGGUGUCUAAGUGCAGGUGGGUAGCGUGUCUGUGUGGGACGUUUGCCUGUGUUUCUGGGUAUGUGUCUCCGUGCGGUAUGCACAGGCUGUAUGUGCAUGCAUCUGUGUGUGUGCUCGCGCCCGUGUGUUUGUGUGUGGGUGUGUGCACGCAGGGUGGGUGGUAUGUAUGCUUCUUGGUGUGUGCGAGCAUGUGUCUGCUUAUGUGCUGGUGGUGGUUUUGGGCUAGGCUAGCCCUGGGCCUCUGUGGAGGGUAUGUACCAGGGUACCCUGAUAGGGCAGAGUUUGGGCAGAGGGUGAGGAUGGGAGAGUGCCGAGAACGGGCUUCAGGGGGCACAGGACUAAAGUGGGGGCCUGACUGGGCCCUGCCAGCUGUGCAGCUCCUUCCUAGCUGCCCUUUCCCAGGCCCUGAGGGUGCUUGGUUCUGCUGCCCUCCCCCUCCCUGUGGGCUCUGAGGAGGCGUCCCUGUGGAAUGCGUUUGGUGGCCGAGGGCCAGGCUGGGCCCAGCUCCACCAGCAGACUGGGCAGCCGGGAGAGGUACCUUUGUGCUGCCUCCAUGGUGGGGAGCCCACAUGCCUGCAGCCCAGCCCCCAGCUUCAUGCUCUGCUUUCUCCCUGGCUAGGUGACUCUCACACGGGGCAUGCUGUUGUCUCCUGAUCCAGCUGGCCUUGCCAGGUGACCAUGCCUGCCCUCGGCCCAGCUCUUCUCCAGGCACUCUGGGCCGGGUGGGUCCUCACCCUCCAGCCCCCUCCACCGACUGCUUUCACUCCCAAUGGUACGCAUCUGCAGCACCUGGCGCGGGAUCCCACCUCAGGCACCCUCUACCUAGGGGCCACCAACUUCCUGUUCCAGCUGAGCCCUGAACUGCAGCUGGAGGCCACUGUGUCCACUGGCCCUGUGCUAGACAGCAGGGACUGUCUGCCACCUGUGACACCUGAUGAGUGCCCUCAGGCCCAGCCCACCAACAACCCGAACCAGCUGCUCCUGGUGAGCCCCGGGGCCCUGGUGGUGUGUGGCAGUGUGCACCAGGGGGUCUGUGAGCAGCGGCGCCUGGGGCAGCUCGGGCAGCUGUUGCUGCGACCAGAGCGACCUGGGGACACCCAGUAUGUGGCUGCCAACGACCCUGCCGUCACCACGGUGGGACUGGUGGCCCAGGGCUUGGCUGGGGAGCCCCUCCUCUUUGUGGGGCGGGGCUACACCAGCAGGGGUGUGGGGGGUGGCAUCCCUCCCAUCACUACCCGCACCUUAAGGCCGCUGGACCCCCAGGCUGCCUUCUCUUACGAGGAGACGGCCAAGCUAGCUGUGGGCCGCCUCUCCGAGUACAGCCACCACUUUGUGAGCGCCUUUGCACGCGGGGCCAGUGCCUACUUCCUGUUUCUCCGGCGGGACCUGCAGGCUCAGUCUCGAGCUUUCCGUGCCUAUGUGUCCCGUGUGUGCCUCCGGGACCAGCACUACUACUCCUACGUGGAGUUGCCUCUGGCCUGUCAGGGGGGCCGCUACGGGCUGAUCCAGGCUGCGGCUGUCGCCAUGUCUGCGGAGGUGGCCCGGGGGGAGGUGCUCUUUGCAGCCUUCUCCUCUGCCGCUCCCCCCACUGUGGGCCGGCCCCCGUUGGCAGCUGCCGGGGCAUCUGGAGCCUCUGCCCUCUGUGCCUUCCCCCUGGAUGAGGUGGAUCGCCUUGCUAAUCGCACACGCGAUGCCUGCUACACUCGGGAGGGCCGCGCUGAGGAUGGGGCCGAGGUGGCCUACAUUGAGUAUGAUGUCAAUUCCGACUGUGCUCAGCUGCCCGUGGACACCCUGGAUGCUUACCCUUGUGGCUCAGACCACACGCCCAGCCCCAUGGCCAGCCGUGUCCCCCUGGAAGCCACGCCAGUUCUGGAGUGGCCAGGGGUUCAGCUAACAGCCGUGGCGAUCACUGUGGAAGAUGGACACACCAUUGCUUUCCUGGGUGACAGUCAAGGGCAGCUGCAUAAGGUCUACUUGGGCCCAGGGAGUGAUGGCCACCCGUACUCCACACGGAUCAUCCAGCAGGGGUCUACGGUGAGCAGAGACCUCAUCUUUGAUGGGGCCUUCGAGCACCUGUAUGUCAUGACCCAGAGCACGCUUCUCAAGGUUCCUGUGGCCUCCUGUGCUCAGCACCUGGACUGUGCAUCUUGCCUGGCUCACAGGGACCCAUACUGUGGGUGGUGUGUGCUCCUCGGCAGGUGCAGUCGCCAUUCCGAGUGCUCUCGGGGCCAGGGCUUAGAGCGGUGGCUGUGGAGCUUCCAGCCUGAAGUGGGCUGUCUGCGAGUGGCAGCCUUGAGUCCUGCUAACAUCAGCCGUGAGGAGAGGAGGGAGGUUCUCUUGUCGGUACCUGAUCUGCCACCCCUGUGGCCAGGGGAGUCUUAUUCCUGCCACUUUGGGGAAUACCAGAGUCCUGCCCUGCUGACCAGUUCUGGUGUGAUGUGCCCCUCCCCAGACCCUAGUGAGGCUCCAGAGCUGCCGAGAGAAGCCGACCACAUCUCCGUGAGGCUGGAGCUCAGGUUUGGUGCCGUCGUGAUUGCCGAAACUUCCCUCUCUUUCUAUGACUGCAUGGCCGUCACCUUGCUCCGCCCAUCUGCACAGUGCCAGGCCUGUGUGAGAAGCCUCUGGGGGUGUAACUGGUGCGUCUGGCAGCACCUGUGCACGCACAAGGCCUCGUGUGAUGCUGGGCCCAUGGUGGUCAGCCGACAGAGCCCGCCCCUCUCCCCAGCCCCUCCUGCAAGAGACGUACCCACCUCCUUCCCACCCACAGCCCCCAGGGCCACAGUCGCCCCGGCUCCUGACACCCUUCCCGUGGACACUCCUUCCAUAGCCACAGCCUUGGAUGUCCCCCCCGGGGCCAGGCCUUCACUGCUCAGCCCCUGGGGGCCGUGGGCAGGUCCCGGCCCCACACCUGCCUCGGCUUCCACGGGCUCACCUCUCCACGAGGCCCCUCCUCCUCCCAGCCCCCGCCAGAGGCCUGGAACCGCUGUCCCUGACCCCACGGCCUUCGGACCCGUGGCCACAGCCGAGGACCUCUUGGCCUCCCACCCAUCACCCUCAGAUGCAGCAGCACUGCCCCCCGCGCUUGCAGAGCCUGGCCCCGAGGCUCUCCCCUCUGCGGUACCCCUGGACCAGCCCCCUGGCACGGCUCCCGCCACCACUUUCCCAGGGGCCGCUGGCUCCACGAAGCCUGCUCUGGACUGGCUCAUGAGAGAAGGCGGCGAGCUGCCCGAGGCGGACGAGUGGACGGGGGGUGACACGCCCGCCUUCUCCACUUCCACCCUCCUCUCAGGUGAUGGAGACUCUGCUGAGCACGAGGGCCCUCCCGCCCCCCUCAUCCUCCUGUCCAGCCUUGACUACCAGUACGACACCCCUGGGCUCUGGGAGCUGGAGGAGACCACCUUGGGGGCAGGCUCCUGCCCUUGUGUGGAGAGCGUGCAGGGCUCCAGCCUGAUGCCGGUCCACGUGCAGCGAGAAGUGCGACUGCUGGGCAGGAACCUGCGCCUCUUCCAGGACAGCCCAGGAGACCAUGAGUGUGUGAUGGAGCUGGAGGGCCACGAGGUGGUGGUUGAGGCCCGGGUCGAAUGCGAGCUGCCUCCAGAUACCCGGUGCCACGUCACCUGCCAGCAGCACCAGCUCAGCUAUGAGGCUCUGCAGCCAGAGCUCCGCGUGGGGCUGUUUCUGCGUCGGGCUGGCCGUCUGCGUGUGGACAGUGUGGAUGGGCUGCACGUGGUGCUUUAUGACUGUUCAGUGGGACACGAGGACUGCAGCCGCUGCCAAACUGCCAUGCCCCAGUACGGCUGUGUGUGGUGCAAGGGGGAGCAUCCACGCUGCGUGGCCCGGGAGGCCUGUGGCGAGGCUGAGGCUGUGGUCACCCAGUGCCCGGCACCCCUCAUCCACUCGGUGGAGCCACUGACUGGGCCUGUAGACGGAGGCACCCGUGUUACCAUCAGGGGCUCCAACCUGGGCCAACAUGUGCAGGACGUGCAGGACACGGUCAGGGUGGCUGGAGUGCCCUGUGCUGUGGACGCUCAGGAGUACAAGGUGUCCAGCAGCCUUGUGUGUAUCACUGGGGCCAGCGGGGAGGAGGUGGCAGGCGCUGUGACGGUGGAGGUGUCAGGAAGAGGACGCGGCGUCUCAGAGCAUGACUUUGCCUACCAGGACCCAAAGGUGCAUUCCGUCUUCCCAGCCCGAGGCCCCAGAGCCGGGGGCACCAGCCUCACCCUGCACGGCUCCAAGCUUCUGACCGGGCGGCUGGAGGACAUCCGAGUGGUAGUUGGAGACCAGCCUUGUCACCUGCUGCUGGAGCAGCAGGCGGAGCAGCUGCGGUGUGAGACCAGCCCACACGCCACGCCUGCCACACUCCCCGUGGCUGUGUGGUUUGGGGCCGCUGAGCGGAGGCUUCAUCACAGCCAGUUUGAGUACACAUCAGACCCCAAUGUCACCUCUGCUGGCCCCGCCAAGAGCUUCCUCAGUGGAGGACGUGAGAUAUGGGUCCGUGGCCAGAAUUUGGACGUGGUACAGACACCAAGAAUCCGAGUGACUGUGGCCAUGAGAGCACCAGCACCAGGCCAGGGGCUUGGGUGGAGGCGCCGCAUGAUCCCAGCGACGGCGUGCUCCCCCGGAGCCUCCUGUGGCAGCCUUCACUUUGAGGAGCCUUGCCACGUGAACUCCUCCCAGCUCAUCACGUGCUGCACACCGGCCCUCCCAGGCCUGCCUGAGGACCCCUGGGUCCGUGUGGAAUUCAUCCUUGACAACUUGGUCUUUGACUUUGCAACACUGAACCCCACACCCUUCUCCUAUGAGGCCGACCCCACUCUGCAGCCCCUCAACCCCGAGGACCCCACCGUACCAUUCCGGCACAAGCCUGGGAGUGUGCUCUCUGUGGAGGGGGAGAAUCUGGACCUUGCAAUGUCCAAGGAGGAGGUGGUGGCCAUGAUAGGGGACGGCCCCUGCAUGGUGAAGACGCUGACCCGGCACCACCUGUACUGCGAGCCCCCCGUGGAGCAGCCCCUACCCCGGCACCAUGCCCUCCGGGAGGUGCCUGACGCUUUGCCUGAGUUCACGGUGCAGAUGGGGAACCUACGCUUCUCCCUGGGCCACGUGCAGUACGAUGGCGAGAGCCCUGUGGCUUUUCCCGUGGCAGCCCAGGUGGGCUUGGGGGUGGGCACCUCUCUUCUGGCUCUGGGUGUCAUCAUCAUUGUCCUCAUGUACAGGAGGAAGAGCAAGCAGGCUCUGAGGGACUAUAAGAAGGUUCAGAUCCAGCUGGAGAAUCUGGAGAGCAGCGUGCGGGACCGCUGCAAGAAGGAGUUCACAGGUGAGGCUGCGAAGACCCCACGCUCCAGGGCUCUGCCCAAGCCUGCUCCCAUCACCUUGGGAUCUGCGCCCAAACCUGGCUUCUUCUGCUCAACAGACCUUAUGACCGAGAUGACCGAUCUUACCAGUGACCUUCUGGGCAGCGGCAUCCCCUUCCUCGACUACGAGGUGUAUGCCGAGAGGGUCUUCUUCCCUGGGCACCAGGAGUCGCCCUUGCACCGGGACUUGGGCGUGCCUGAGAGCAGGCGACCCACUGUGGAACAAGGGCUGGGGCAGCUCUCCAACCUGCUUAACAGCAAGCUCUUCCUCAUCAAGUUCAUCCACACCCUGGAGAGCCAGCGCACCUUCUCAGCUCGGGACCGCGCCUACGUGGCAUCUCUGCUCACCGUGGCACUGCAUGGGAAGCUUGAGUACUUCACUGACAUCCUGCGCACCCUGCUCAGUGACCUGGUGGCCCAGUACGUGGCCAAGAACCCCAAGCUGAUGCUGCGCAGGACAGAGACCGUGGUGGAGAAGCUGCUCACCAACUGGAUGUCCAUCUGCCUCUAUACUUUCGUGAGGGACUCGGUAGGGGAGCCUCUGUACAUGCUUUUCCGUGGAAUUAAGCAUCAAGUGGACAAGGGGCCGGUAGACAGCGUGACUGGCAAAGCCAAAUACACCCUGAACGACAACCGCCUGCUCCGAGAGGACGUGGAGUACCGUCCCCUGACCUUGAAUGCACUACUGGCUGUGGGGCCUGGAGCGGGAGAAGCCCAGGGCGUGCCCGUGAAGGUUCUGGACUGUGACACCAUCUCCCAGGCCAAGGAAAAGAUGUUGGACCAGCUUUAUAAAGGCGUGCCUCUUGCCCAGCGGCCUGACCCCCGCACCCUGGACGUCGAAUGGCGGUCUGGGGUGGCCGGGCAUCUCAUUCUUUCCGACGAGGACGUGACUUCUGAGGUCCAGGGUCUGUGGAGGCGCCUGAACACCCUGCAGCAUUACAAGGUCCCAGACGGAGCAACUGUGGCCCUCGUCCCCUGCCUCACCAAGCACGUCCUCCGGGAAAGCCAGGAUUACGUCCCUGGAGAGAGUCUUGGUACAGGGACCCCAAUGCUGGAGGAUGUGGACGAGGGGGGCAUCCGACCCUGGCACCUGGUGAAGCCAAGCGAGGAGCCGGAGCCGCCCAGGCCUCGGAGGGGCAGCCUCCGGGGCGGGGAGCGGGAGCGAGCCAAGGCCAUCCCUGAGAUCUACCUGACCCGCCUGCUGUCCAUGAAGGGUACCCUGCAGAAGUUUGUGGAUGACCUGUUCCAGGUGAUUCUCAGCACCAGCCGUCCCGUGCCGCUCGCUGUGAAGUACUUCUUUGACCUGCUGGACGAGCAGGCCCAGCAGCAUGGCAUCUCGGACCAGGACACUGUCCACAUAUGGAAGACCAACAGCUUGCCGCUGAGGUUCUGGAUCAAUAUCAUAAAAAACCCGCAGUUUGUGUUCGACGUGCAGACAUCUGACAACAUGGAUGCGGUGUUCCUGGUCAUUGCACAGACCUUCAUGGAUGCCUGCACCCUGGCUGACCACAAGCUGGGCCGGGACUCUCCCAUCAACAAACUUCUGUAUGCUCGGGAUAUUCCCCGGUACAAAAGGAUGGUGGAAAGGUAUGAGGGAAAGGGAUUGCAUCUGGGGGAUAACGGGUGGACAGAUUGGUGGGUGUUUACAGCUGAAGCCCAGGGGUGGGCCUGGUGGGGUGAGGAGGGGUUUGUUUCCCCAGUGGCUGCCGGACCCAUGAUCUCUGGCAGGUACUACGCAGACAUCAGACAGACCAUCCCCGCCAGUGAUCAAGAGAUGAACUCCAUCCUGGCCGAGCUGUCCCGGGUAUGGCCCUCCUUCUGCUUCUUGGGUUGGGCACAGGCUUUCUGCCACAAGGGUCCUGCCCCCUUCACACUGCUCCUUUGCAGGGAAGCCCUGGGGGCCUCAGCACAGUGUUCCCGCUGCCUCUGUAAAAGACCAGGGCUCCCAGUGUCUCAUCAGAGAGCAGCAGGGGCCUUGUCCUGGCAGCUGCCACCUAACCUGACUCAGCCAGGUGUUUAGAUGUCUGCAGCCCCUUGGGGUCUAUGGACCAUAGUUCCAAGGCAGCGAGGUAGCGGGGAUUCAGCUCCAGGACUGCCUGGGUCAGCCUGUCCACGUCUUCCUACUCUUCUGCUUUCCUUGGCACUAUAGACAUGCCCCCACCUACUCCUAAAACAGCCUCCAAACAGUCCAGUCCAGGGAAUUUAUAAACAAUGUAAAUCUGAAACCAUGAUGAUGAUGACCACAACCACAAUAACAAUAGCAGCUACAGUUUUGGGGUGUUGCCGUGUGUGGGGUACUGUGAUUACUUCUCAUUUGAUUCCCAUAAAAGCUCUACAAGUUAAGUGAUAUCAACUCCAUUGUCCUGAAGAGGAGGCUGAGGUUCAGAGAUGUCCCCAUGGAGGGGCCUGGGUGUGACCUCAGGAAAGACUUGAAUGAGGUUAGAGCAGAACUAUGCUGGGUCACAGCCUGUGAGCAGCACCUAUUCUGCCUGGCUCUGUGAUCGCCUGGGAUGCCGGAGGGUCCCAGCUGGAGCCUGGAGGGGGAGAGAGGUCGAGCCCCAGUGGAGACCCCAGGCCACGGUGAAACUACAGAUCCAGGGUCUCUCCACCAAGGAGGCCCUUUGGUCCUAUCCUGUCCCCAGCUUAGCACGUCUAGCCUGGCACCCCCUGUCUGUGGAGGGGCUCUGCUUCCCAAUGCAGGGCCCUGUUCCUUCCUCUACCUCCCAGCCCCCUCUUCCCCACUCUCCUUGCCUGGGGUCCUGGGCCUCCUCUGGUGGCUGGCAGCACCCCCUAUCUUUGUAACCUCUUGUCUCUCC